AUGGUCGACGUCCAAAGAGCCACCCAGCCAGAUAUUCAAUAUCAUCCCGAUUAUGACAAGUACAAAGCCCGCGGCCAGCGACGCAAGGCUACAGAGAGCCUCCCCCAGACUCUUCCCCCCGGUUUCCCGGAGAAACUGUCCUCUCCACUGGUCUGGGAGGGAAAAGAUAUUGAGCAGCGCGAUGACUGGAUCUACAAGCUGGAUGAUGCGCAGAGAGAGGAAAUUGAUGCAGCGUUGAAAAGCUUCAAGGCACGAGGCCUCAGUCUCGGCCACGUCAAUCAGGAGACCUUCCCCCUCCCCACAUUGCAUUCCACUCUGCGAGAACUGUCCGGAGAGCUCCACAAUGGCCGAGGGUUUUUCGUUCUUCGUGGCCUAGACGUCGACAAAUACACUCGUGAAGAGAACAUCAUCAUCUAUACCGGUGUAUCCUCCCACGUUGGUAGUUUGCGAGGCAGGCAACAGGACCAGAGGCUUGCCGAUGGCACCUCCAUAAUCCUUGCGCAUAUCAAGGACUUGACACACACCCCUGAUGGAAAGUACAUCGGUGGUCCCGGCAGCACAGCGGACAAGCAGGUGUUUCAUACUGACGCCGGAGACAUCAUCUCCCUCCUCUGCCUCUCCCCGGCUGCAGAAGGCGGCGAGAGCCAAAUCUCCAGCAGCUGGCUGGUCUACAACAUCCUCGCCAAGGAACGUCCGGAUCUGAUCUGGACCUUGUCCCAGAACUGGACGGUCGAUGGUUUCAAUAAUCCCGAACGCCCGUAUACUUCCCGCCCACUUCUGUAUCACCAGAAAGCCACCGAGUCAACCCCAGAGCGAGUUCUGAUCCAAUAUGCCCGCCGUUACUUUACGGGUUUCCUGGCCCAGCCACGCUCGGCGAACAUCCCUCCCAUCACCGAGGCCCAGGCGGAAGCGCUUGAUGCGCUGCACUUCCUGGCGGAAGAGCAUAGCGCCGCGCUGGAUUUCCAGAAAGGUGAUGUGCAGUACGUCAAUAACCUGAGUAUUUUCCAUGCGCGGAAGGGAUUCCGUGAUGCACCCGGGAAGGAGCGUCACUUGUUGCGACUCUGGCUUCGGGAUCCAGAAAAUGCUUGGGAGACACCGGAGCCGUUGAAGGAACGCUGGAACAUCGUGUACGGGGAUGUGACGCCGGAAGAGCAGGUCUUUCCUCUGGAGCCCAAAGUGUCUAAGAAGAACAUCAGUGCUUAG
Molecule: messenger RNA, 1203 nt
Organism: Aspergillus clavatus NRRL 1
Lineage: Eukaryota; Fungi; Ascomycota; Eurotiomycetes; Eurotiales; Aspergillaceae
Product: TauD/TfdA family dioxygenase
Exons: 4
Coding region: 1-1203 (400 amino acids)
Molecular function (GO): oxidoreductase activity
Source: RefSeq, a predicted model, not a curated record